Zonotrichia albicollis (white-throated sparrow) is the source of this 2896-nucleotide messenger RNA. The record is from RefSeq and is a predicted model, not a curated record. Lineage: Eukaryota; Metazoa; Chordata; Aves; Passeriformes; Passerellidae.
GAAGAGGAGGAGCAGGAGCCGGAAAAGGAGGAGAAGCUGAAAGACGAGGAGGAGGGGUUGUUCGUUUUUGUUCUUGCCUCGAGUUGAUGUAGCAGGGCCGGGAGGCCAGCUUCUGUAGCUGUCUGAUCUGCAAAGGAGAAGAAGAACAAGCAGCAGAAAGCGGGAGAGGAAGAAGAGGAGGAAAUUCGCGUGCCCACCGCGCCGUGUCCGCAGCCCUCCGGGCCCCAGAGCGUCUGCCCCGCCGCGUCCUGCCGGAUUCGUCAUUCCUAAGGAUUGGCUGAAUGGAGGAGGAGGCUGCAAGGAAGAGGAAGAUGCUCCAGGACAGCCAGGCAGGCACUGAGCUGAAGGUAGAGAUCAAGGAGGAGAAAUCCCCCUGGCAGAGCAUUGCGGAAGAGGCUGUUUUGAGCACCUCCACAGCACAGGAAGCCAAUGGGGAAGAGAAGCCCCAGAGAUCCCACACAAGGAGGGGCUGCAAGCCCAGCCCAGGGUGCUCCAAGGAGGAAAGAGACCCCCUGUGCCAGGAAGGUGGCCAGAGCUUCAGCCAGAGCUCAGAGCUGGUGAAGAAGCCUGACAUGGGGGAGAAGCUGCACAAAUGCUUGGAGUGUGGGAAGAGCUUCGGCCGGAGCUUCCACCUCCUCCGGCACCAGAUGAUCCACACAGGGGAACGCCCCUAUGAAUGCUUGGAAUGUGGGAAGAGCUUCGGCCGGAGCUCCUGUCUGAUCCGCCAUCGGGUAAUUCACACAGGGGAACGGCCCUACAACUGCAGGGAAUGUGGGAAAAGCUUCAGUGACCGCUCCAACCUCCUCACCCACCAGCGCCUGCACUCCAAGGUACGGCCCUUUGAGUGUUGGGAGUGUGGGAAGAGCUUCAGCACCAGGUCUGACCUGAUCCAGCACGAGAAGAUCCACAGUGGACAACGGCUCUAUGAGUGUCCUGAGUGUGCAAAGAGAUUUCGGACCAGCUCCCAUCUCCUCCUGCAUCAGCGCAUUCACACAGACGAGAGGCCCUUCCGCUGCCCCGACUGCGGGAAGGGCUUCAAACGCAACUCCCACCUCACCCUGCACCGGCGCACCCACACCGGGGAGAGGCCCUACGAGUGUGGGGAGUGUGGGAAGAGCUUCUCCAGCAGCUCUGGCUUGACUCAACACCAACGGACACACCAGUGCACUGAGCUGCAGGCAGACACCAGGGUGGAGGAAUCCCCCUGGCAGAGCAUUGUGGAAGAGGCCAUUUUGAGCACCUCCAUAGUGCAGGAGUCCAACGGGGAGGAAAAACCCCAGAGAUACCCCAUGAGGAAGGGCUCCAAAUCCAGCCCAGGGUGCUCCAAGGAGGAAAAAACCACCCUGUGCCAGGAACACAGCUGGAGCUUCAGCCAGAACUCACACCUGGUGGUCUACAAGCAGCAUCAUAUUGGUGAAAGCACUACAGGUGCUUGGAAUGUGGGAAAGAGCUUCAGCCAGAGAUCCCAUCUGAUCUGCCACCAGAAGAUCCACACCUGGGAACAGCCACACAAGUGCCUGAAAUGUGGGAAGGACUUCAGUGAUGACUCCAACCUCAUCAUCCACUGGAGCCUGCACACUGGAGAGCAGCCCUACAAGUGCAGGGAACGUAGGAAGAGCUUCAGCCAGAGUUCCAACCUCCUCCUCUCCCACCAGCUUGUCCACACUGGGGAUCGGCCUUACCAGUGCCCCAGCUGCAGAAAGAGAUUCAGCUUCAGAUCCCACCUGAUCUACCACCAGAAGAUCCACAGUGAGGAACAGCCCCACGAGUGUCCUGAGUGUGGGAAGAGUUUUCGGAGGCGCUCCCAUCUGGUCAUGCAUGAUCAAACACACACAGAGGAGAGGCCCUUCCGCAGCCCUGACUUUGGGAAGGGCUUCAAGCACAACUCCACUCUCAUCACCCACUGGCACACCAGGGAGAGGCCCUACGAGUGUCCUGAGUGUGGGAAGAGCUUCUCCUACAGCUCUACCUUGAUUUCACCCCAAUGGACCCAUGAGGUCAUCUUGACACCAGAGACCCCAUCAACCCACCAUGAGAUAAUUCACAUGGGAGAGCAGCCCUACAGGUGUAGGGAAUGUGUGAAGAGCUUCAGUGACCACUCUAACCUCACCAGCCACCAGCGCCUGCCCUCCAGGGAAUGGCUCUGCCAGUGUGGGGAGUGCGGGAGGAGCUGCAGCCAGAGCUCCCACCUGAUUCACCACCAGAAUAUCCACACUGGCCAGCAGGGUCCUGACUGUGGGAAAAGCUUCACCCAGAGCUCUGCCUUGACCUUACACCAAUGGAUUCACUCUGGAGAGAGGCCACACAAGUGCUUGGAAUGUGGGAAGGGUUUCAAGUACAGCUCCCAUCUGAGGCAGCACCAGGUGAUCCACACAGGGGAAAGGCCCUACAAGUGUGGGGAAUGUGGGAAGGGCUUCAGCAAGAGCUGCAACCUCAUCAGCCACAGCAAGAUCCACACUGGGGAACGGCCCCACACCUGCCAGGAAUGUGGGAAGAGCUUCGUGCGGAGCUCCAGCCUGAAGGAACACCAGAUGCUGCACGCUGGGGAGAGGCCCUUCGAGUGUCCUCAGUGUGGGAAGAGGUUUCUGAGGCCAUCCCGUCUCCUCCUGCAUCAGCGCAUUCACAGGGAGGAGAAGCCCUUCUGCUGCCCCGACUGUGGGAAGGGCUUCAAGCGCAGCUGCAUCCUCCUGAACGGGCGCCUCCGCACUGGGAAGAAGCCCUGGGAGUGCCCCAAGUGUGGGAAGAGCUUUGUGCGCUGCUCCAGCUCCACUCCCCAUGGAGCAUCCACGUUGGAUGAUCCCCAGUGACCCCAUUUGGGCAGAGCCCUAGUGAUCCAUGAUCCUGAUUAUCCCUGUUGGGUGGAGGGAAGGUGUUGGAGAUUUCUUUCCCUUCUCCU